Messenger RNA from Mycotypha africana, 972 nucleotides. RefSeq names its product kinase-like domain-containing protein. Gene Ontology annotation, biological process: protein phosphorylation; G1/S transition of mitotic cell cycle; signal transduction. Gene Ontology annotation, molecular function: cyclin binding; ATP binding; cyclin-dependent protein serine/threonine kinase activity. NCBI's taxonomy places the organism in Eukaryota, Fungi, Mucoromycota, Mucoromycetes, Mucorales, Mycotyphaceae. Gene Ontology annotation, cellular component: nucleus; cyclin-dependent protein kinase holoenzyme complex; cytoplasm. The record is from RefSeq and is a predicted model, not a curated record. Bases 1 to 972 code for a protein of 323 amino acids. The transcript has 7 exons.
AUGACCGAAAGAGUACCAGCACCUGCAACGACGCCCGUACAGCAUGAAGAUCUCAACAAUCCUUAUGACUUACCCGGCUAUAGGAAAAUCUCCAAGAUUGGCGAAGGUACUUAUGGCGUCGUCUUUAAAGCAGAGCAGGAAUCAACGAAAGAAUUUGUCGCUAUAAAAAAGAUUCGACUCAAUAUGCAAGAAGGUAUACCCACAACAACGUUAAGAGAGAUUGCCGUAUUGAAAGAGUUGAGGCAUGACAAUAUUAUCAAGAUGACCGAUAUGAUUCAAAAGAAUAACGCUGUUUAUCUCGUAUUCGAAUACUCUGAAGUAGAUUUGCGAAAAUACAUGGAAAAAGUAGGAAGAAGAGGAUUAACAGCCGAUCAUAUCCGCAGCUUUAUGCACCAAUUGCUACGUGGUUUACAUUAUUGUCAUACCCGCCGUAUACUUCACCGUGACCUUAAGCCUCAGAAUUUACUCAUUGAUCGCCAUGGUAGGCUUACCAUUGCUGACCUUGGGUUGGCUAGAUCUUUCGGUGUGCCAAUGCGCGCUUAUACCCAUCAAGUUGUCACUCUUUGGUAUAGAGCACCUGAAAUCCUUUUAGGAAGUGAUUAUUAUUCAACCGCGGUGGAUAUGUGGAGUGUUGGUUGCAUUAUGGCUGAAAUGAUUGCAUUCCGACCACUCUUCCCAGGAGCAACACAAAUCGAAGAGCUUUUUCACAUUUUUCAAUUGAGAGGCACACCCACCGAAGAAGUCUGGCCAGGUGUGUCAACUCUACGUGAUUACAAUGCACAAUUUCCACCUUGGAAGCCUAGAGAUUUAAAAACGUUGCUGCUCAAAUGCCAUGAUUCUAUCGAGAUGCCUGACCUAGCCUUCGAUUUGCUAGAGCGGUUGUUGACUUAUGAUCCUUCGCAUCGUAUCACAGCCAGGUCUGCGGAAGAGCACGAUUUCUUCUAUUCUGACAUUUCAAAGCUACAAUUUUAG